Molecule: messenger RNA, 3201 nt
Organism: Pelobates fuscus (common spadefoot toad)
Lineage: Eukaryota; Metazoa; Chordata; Amphibia; Anura; Pelobatidae
Gene: IRAK1
Product: interleukin 1 receptor associated kinase 1
Exons: 13
Coding region: 46-2280 (744 amino acids)
Biological process (GO): protein phosphorylation; signal transduction
Molecular function (GO): ATP binding; protein kinase activity; protein binding
Source: RefSeq, a predicted model, not a curated record
CGGAGCCUUCAGCCAUUGCCAUCCCUGGUGGCUGUCUGCCUCGCCAUGUCUGGGGGCUCCCUGGAGGAGCUCUUCCUGUACAAAGUGCCCUCUUUCACCAUGUGCAGAUUCUGGGACGUCAUGGACUCCCUGGAUGACUCCGUCUGGAAGAGAUUUGCCUCGAUGAUCAUUCCUGACCAGACCGAGCUGCGUUUGCUGGAGCAACAGGCGUCUCGGAGUCGUACAGAAGCGGUCACCUGGACAUGGAUCAACAAAAAUGCCCGUGUUGGGGAUCUGCUGUCGGUCCUACGUGCUCUGGAAUUGUUACGAGCAGUUGAUAUCUUUGAAAGUUGGUGGUCAGUGUGCGCUGCUCGUUUGUCCCCACAGCGAAAUGCUCCUCAAAGACGACAGCCAUCCCCACCUCCACCAUAUCCACAUCCUACCCCUGCUCCAGAACUCGACCACCGGCAUCCAGAAGAAAACAAACCGAUCCAAACAGAGAUUGGAACAUUGCCUGUCCCCUCCUCUGAACGCCUCCCUCUACCGCUUCCUGAGCCACCACCUAAACACCUCCUUACCAGCAGUACCUGCCCGUCCCAAUCCAUCAGCUCAGCGGGCAGCAGUAACAGCUCAGUUAGUAGCACCCGCUCGUCUGUGCAGGAAUCUAUUGGACCCAGUAGCAUUGUUGAGGUGUCCAAGCAAUUGGAGUGGAAUUUCAAUGAACUGGUUCAUGGUACAAAUCAUUUCUCCCCUUCCUUGUUGAUUGGAGAGGGUGGUUUCGGCUGCGUCUACAAAGCAACGUUGCGGAACACUGAAUACGCAGUCAAGCGGCUGAAACAGGACUCAGAGCUGGAAUGGAGCACUGUGAAGAAGAGCUUCCUCACGGAGAUUGAGAAGCUGACUUGUCUUCGUCACCCAAACAUCAUUGACCUGGCCGGGUACUGUGCACAUGGGGAAGAAUACUGCCUUAUUUAUCUCUACCUUCCAAAUGGCUCGCUGGAGGACAGACUACACGUCAAGGACAGCUUCCAGACACUUUCCUGGCAGAAACGGGUGAGCAUUCUGCAGGGUUCCGCCUGUGGCAUCCAGUUUUUGCACACUUACCAACCAACUAUCAUCCACGGAGAUGUCAAGAGCUCCAAUAUCCUCUUGGACCAAGCACUUACCCCCAAACUGGGAGACUUUGGGCUCGCCCGAUUCAGCCGAUACGCAAACGAUGCUGCCAAAAGCCGGACCUUGGCACGGACUAGCACUGUAAGGGGCACCCUAGCGUACCUACCAGAUGAAUAUGUGAAGAUGGGGAAGCUAACACGUGAGCUGGACACCUAUAGCUUUGGCGUGGUUUUACUCGAGGUUUUGACGGGGAGAAAAGCCAUGGAAUGUCAAGGCGGGUCUCAGACCAAGUACUUGAAGGAUUUAGUGAAGGAAGAGGAGAAUGAUUUGGAAGAGGGAGCUGGCAUUGACAAAGGCAACAAACUUUCUCACGUGGCAUCUCGUAUCUGCCAGCGGCACUUGGAUCACAGAGUAGGCCACUGCCCCGCAGAUAUUACAAAAGAGCUUUGUCUGCUGGCUUGUCGUUGUCUAGAAAGGCAGAAGAAGCGACCAAACAUGGUGGAGGUUUUCGACACUCUAAAGCGGUUGCACGGGCUUCUUCAGAAACUGGAACCAAGAAGAGGACAUGAAGUUGCCCCCCCUCAGUCUUCUUUCGCUGCCAUGCUUGAUCGGAUUCCACCAAUUCCUGACCUUGUGUCCAGCUUUCAAGCAGUGGUAAUAGGUCCUGAAGAGAACACAGCCAAAGUACCCACAGCAAAAGACAGUGUCCGGCCUUUCAGCAGCUCUGGCUUCCAGUAUGAAGCCAACCUUGACAGUUGUGUCCAUAUGUCUUCGUGUAAAAGCUUGAGAACUUUUCAGAGAGGUCAAAAUAUGCCUGUUGAAAGUGAUGAAAGUUUUCCUGACUCCUUCAUCUCUCACGGACACAGUCAUCUGAGUGUUGCCCGAACAAGCAGAGAGCAUUGUGGUAGCAGGUCACCUUCUGCAGCUUCACCGCACCGAACCUCAGCCCUCGAAGGACCGAGCCACUUACCACCCCUAAGUAACCUGGCUGGGCAGGAGUCACAAGCUAUUUCCAUGCCACAUCACCAGAUCAUCAUGAAUCCGGCCAAGCAAAGGAUUGUGGAACAGCUGGCACUGUACGAUCAGGGGAAAAUAAACAGCCUGGAGCUUCUCUCAUCUGGAAUCAGUCCAGGAUCACUGUCAGACACACGUGGCUACCCAGAAGAGAGCGAUGACUUUCCAAGUUAGCAGCAAAGCUUUAAACAUCUACUUUGGCACAAAGUUCUCAUUAAUGCAGGAGCUGUAACAAAAGACAUUACCAUUUGCUUGGAUCGCGGAAGGAAUCACCUGGAGACGCAAAGCAGAUGACGUCGGCACCACGGAGCUGUUCGGUUUUUGCAUCUUGAAUAAAUUUGUGUGAUUUGAACAGUAUUUCUGGGUCUCACAAAACACAACAGUAUUCCCGUCUUUUAUACUGUGUGCACCCACACACUAUAUUUCUUCCUUAUAGCUUAACUGCCACUGUACUGGCUUGUUUUAUAGUUUUUGUUACUAGAAGGCAGCUUGCUGCAUUAUAAUAUCAGACUAAUGGGAGAAUUGUUAUUUAUUUGACUGUCCUAAUACCAGCAUCACUAACAAAAUUCCCUUUUUUCAGCACAUUGUGUUAUGCUGGAGCUUGCUGUAAAUUAGUGGUACCCAACAUAUGGCUCUUGUUGUAACGGUUGGCAAGUAAAAUUCCCAUGAUCCUCCGAAACAUAAUGGCUAGCAGUUGUAUCACAAAGGAUUGUGGGAAUCAUAUUUCAGUGGCUUCUUCUACCGCAAGGUAGAUCAGAUUAAUCCUUACAGUAUAAACCAAUCCUAGUAAUAUUGCUUUUUCAUAUUUAUUCCAGUUUAACUUCUACUGUUAGUUUUGAUGUUUAAAAUACAUCACGAGUUACACAAGGGGUUCACAAAUGUUUGUAAAAUGUAUGUAUCCGAAUGUAAGAUCUAUUUAUUAUUUUAUUUUGUAUGAGCUAUGGUAGAGGCACAGCCGUAUUGAGCACUAAAAAAACAAACCUAAAACAACUAAAGUACCAGAUGUCUUGUAACCGGCCCCCCGUGAAUAUAUCAAAUUUUACGUUACGUUGUACAUCACGGGAAUAGAAUAAAUUGGACCUACUUUACCUUUCA